Molecule: messenger RNA, 650 nt
Organism: Centruroides sculpturatus (bark scorpion)
Lineage: Eukaryota; Metazoa; Arthropoda; Arachnida; Scorpiones; Buthidae
Exons: 5
Coding region: 120-650 (176 amino acids)
Source: RefSeq, a predicted model, not a curated record
UCCAUUUGCUCGGCCAUGGCGUCCUAUUAUGGCAGACGCACGUGCAUAUUGAAAAACAGAAAAGAUUCGAUUACUUAACAAAAGCCUUCUUGCAAAUUUUCGAAAAUCCAAGAAAUUUAAUGAGAAGAUUGAAUGGCUUGAUGAACAAACACACAGAAUUGUUGUAUCUUGUAGAGGACGUCAAUGAUAAACUUGUAUUAUUUCUUCCGAUUGUUUAUGGAUAUUUAAUGUAUAUGAGCUGUUUCUCUAUGUGUGCAUUCUUCUUCGUAAAUAUGAGCAUUUCCAUAAAGAUAUUAUUCGCCUUAAUGUCGAUUACAUGUAUCUCCGGAACUCUCUCACUCGGUUAUUUUGCAUCACGUUUCACUGCUAAGAUAUAUGGAAAAUUGAAUGAAAUGGAAACGUUAUCUUCGGCUAACUUGUCUCUGGAAGAUAAAUUAAAAUUACUGGAUUUCAUGAAAAGAUUUAGUAAAGUUCCCAUAGGAAUAUCUGUAGGGGGAUUUUUCCAUGUGAAAAAGAACGUCAUCAUCAGGGUUCUUACCGCAAUGGAAUCCAUGAUAUCGACAUUAAACUCAUUGUCAAGUAAAAGCAAUACGAAAUCGUGUUCUCGAGUGAAAUCAUAUUUAAAUGCUACAGAGUCAUCUGCACAUUAA